Messenger RNA from Sceloporus undulatus (fence lizard), 7052 nucleotides. RefSeq names its product RAS guanyl releasing protein 1 (gene RASGRP1). Gene Ontology annotation, cellular component: plasma membrane. NCBI's taxonomy places the organism in Eukaryota, Metazoa, Chordata, Lepidosauria, Squamata, Phrynosomatidae. Gene Ontology annotation, biological process: positive regulation of GTPase activity; Ras protein signal transduction. Gene Ontology annotation, molecular function: guanyl-nucleotide exchange factor activity; calcium ion binding. The record is from RefSeq and is a predicted model, not a curated record.
GCUUGGCGGCGGAGCUGAGGGCCAGGAGAGGCUGCCCUGGUCCCAGGAGCUGGCCUGGGCAGCUGGCAGGGACCCCUGAGGAGGGCACCCCGAGGGGCUGAGGGGGGAGGCCAUGGCCAUGGACGCCCCACAGCUCCAGAGUCCGGCCCAGAAAGCUUCACAAGGAUGCAGCGCUGAUCCAAAGGCAGCUGUUCAGCUUGAGCAGAUCUGCUGCUCCCAUUCAGAUCUUGCUGAAACCGCUGAGUUCAGCAUAACAAUGUCUUUGGGGCACUUAGCCAAAGGAGCCAGCAUAGAUGAGCUUAUUGAUACUUGUAUUCAUUCUUUCGAUUCAGAAGGAAACCUAUGCAAAAAUGAUCAGCUAUUGAAGGUAAUGUUGACCAUGCAUCGACUUAUCAUAUCAUCUACUGAGAUGCUGCAAAAACUAAUAGAUCUAUACCUGGAUGCCCUGGAAAAUAAUUCUUCUUUGCUUUGCUAUAAGAUAUGUUACCUCGUAAGGUUUUGGAUAAGAGAAUUCUGGAUCAUGUUCAAAACUGAUUCCAGUCUUACAAACUCCAUGGAGGAAUUUCAGGAACUGGUGAGAGCUAAUGGUGAGGAGUUACACUGUCGCCUAAUUGACACAUCUCAAAUAAAUGCUCGAGAUUGGUCUAGAAAGAUCACCCAGCGGAUAAAUUCCAACAGCAGUAAGAAACGAAAAGUCUCACUGCUCUUUGACCACUUGGAACCAGAGGAGUUGUCAGAUCAUCUCACUUACCUUGAAUUCAAGUCCUUCCGAAGGAUAUCAUUUUCAGAUUAUCAGAACUACAUCAUGAAUGGCUGUGUAAAGGACAAUCCAACAAUGGAACGUUCAGUUGCUCUUUGUAAUGGUGUUUCCCAGUGGGUACAACUAAUGGUGCUUAACAGACCAACACCACAACUUCGGGCUGAAGUAUUCAUCAAAUUCAUUCAUGUCGCCCAGAAACUUCAUCAGUUGCAGAACUUCAACACUUUAAUGGCUGUGAUAGGUGGUCUUUGCCACAGUUCCAUCUCUAGACUUAAAGAAACAAGUUCUCAUGUUCCUCAUGAUGUACAUAAGGUGUUCAAUGAAAUGACAGAAUUGCUGUCAUCUUGUAGGAACUAUGAUAAUUAUCGGCGUGCUUACAAUGAGUGCAAUGCUUUUAAGAUCCCUAUCCUUGGAGUACACCUGAAAGACUUGAUUUCCCUUUAUGAGGCUAUGCCAGAUUACUUGGAAGACAACAAAGUUAAUGUCCAUAAAUUGUAUUCUUUGUACAAUCAUGUGAAUGAACUGGUACAGCUGCAAGAGUUGGGACCCCCCUUGGAGGCUAACAAGGAUCUUGUUCAUCUCCUCACAUUGUCCCUUGAUCUUUACUACACCGAAGAUGAAAUUUAUGAACUUUCAUAUGCACGGGAGCCAAGAAGUCACCGAGCUGCACCUUUGACGCCUUCUAAACCCCCAGCAGUAGUAGCAGACUGGGCCUCUGGUGUAGCCCCAAAACCUGAUCCAAAGACCAUAAGUAAGCAUGUUCAGAGGAUGGUAGAUUCAGUUUUCAAAAAUUAUGACCAUGAUCAGGAUGGAUACAUUUCUCAGGAAGAAUUUGAGAAGAUAGCAGCUAGUUUUCCUUUUUCCUUUUGUAUAAUGGACAAGGACAGGGAAGGCCUAAUCAGCAGAGAUGAAAUAACAGCUUACUUCAUGAGGGCAAGCUCAAUCUAUUCUAAAUUGGGCCUUGGCUUUGCCCACAACUUUCAGGAAACCACUUAUCUGAAGCCAACAUUCUGUGACAACUGUGCUGGAUUUCUUUGGGGAGUUAUUAAACAAGGAUAUAGAUGCAAAGAUUGUGGGAUGAACUGUCACAAGCAAUGCAAAGAUCUGGUUGUCUUUGAAUGUAAAAGAAGACCUAAAGUCAUGCCUGUGGACAACAGUCCUGCAUCAGCCCUUGCGUCUAGUCUCUGUCCCAUGGGACUGAAAGAACACAUGCAUGGAUUGGAGGAAGGUGGAUUUCCAUUUCCUAAUGGAGAAGUGGUUGAGCACAAUGAAGGGAGCAAAGACAGAACUAUUAUGCUGAUGGGGGUUUCAGCUCAAAAAAUCUCUGUAAGACUAAAGCCUUCUAUAGUGCACAAGAGCACACAGACUGACCUGAUGCUGAUACAUGUGGAAGGGCUCUCCAGAGAACAAAGAGAACCAGGAAUACUACCUGAAAGCACUUUCCUCCAACCUACCCCUCUGUCUCCAUGUCCAAGCCCAGUUCUUAGCCGUAAAAAGGCUUAUGUGAAAUGGGAAAACAAGGACUGCAAUCAAAAAGCAAGGGAGGAACCAUGUACUUUAAAGCCCACCUACCAUGAAUUAGAGCAGGAAAGAAGUAUUCUUGCAACAGAGAAUGAGGCAUUAAAGCUGCAGCUUAAACAGGCACAUCAGAAAAUUGAAUUCCUCAGUGUUCGAAGAAACCACAUUUUGGACAGCAGGGAACAUGGAGACUGCUUGUAGCUAACAAGUCAGGAGCUCUUCUGUGAAAGAUGGUAAAGGCAAAUGGGCCUCAAGGGCUGGUGCGUUCAAGCAUGUUGAGAGUGGGACUGUUUCAAACAAAGUUAUUCCUGUUCUGCCUGUUAAUAAUAGGUGUGAAUGUAUGCAUUCUCUAUUUAACAGGUUUAAAAUAGUUUGCCUUCCACUGGUGAAAAUGGUGUCAUUUGGAAUUCCUUUUAAUUUGGACAAGCAAAAUUGCUGCUGUUUUCCUAAUAAGGCAACCAAAUGUCAUUGAAAAAGAAAAAGACCUCUCUUUUUCUAGAACUGGAAAUAGUAAGUGAAUUCAGCAGUGCAAAGCUGGAAUGAAAUUACUUGGAGUAAGGUGAGGGAGGAAGCGUUCUCAAAACAGCUAUCACAAAGCCAAUGUGUUGUUUUCUGUGACAAGCUGUGUAGCAAUACAGGAUAAUAUACAGGCAAAGGCUAAGUCUUGUUGGUGUCAAUUGAACAGAAGUAUUAAGUAGUAUGUCCUCCCCCUCCACAAUUCAUGCAUCUUAAAAGUACUUUACUCUAGCUGAUCAUAUUCCAUCUUUCAUUGUAGAAAUACAGUACACAAUAAUGAUGAUGAUCCUUUUUCAUCACACCACAGGUUAUGUAUCUAGUGGCUUCUUCCACCCAUGGAACAAGCACCACUGGAAUAAUAAACUCCCUCCUUUUUUCCUGCAGUGGAAUAAAAGAAAGUGGCUUUUGCACUUUGGGUGCAUUUGCUUCUAGUUUGUUGCUGACAAUAGAUUAUUGAAGGAAGGCCUGUUCAGAAGGGACAUCCUCACAUAUGUUCAUCUACAUACAGCCCUUUUAAAUUUGUAAUGCAGAAAGCACAUGAAAACUGAAAUGUACAUUCAUCUCUUUGCACAGCCCUUGGGAAAAUGUGAUCUAUUUGAGUUCGGAAACCAGGUUCAAAACAUGGCUUGGAUAGGAAGGUCACUAAGUGGCAUUGGUUUACAUUUUUCAGACCAGUCUUAUUUGACUGAUUGGUUGAGUAGUUUUAAAGCUGAAUUCCUGCCCACUCGAUAAGUAUUAGUUAAUCACACCUGUGAACAAAUAGCACCAAAAUGCUAAAUGCCACUUUUGUUUUGUCUUACAAAAUCACUUUAGCUUUCUAUCUUAUAAUGUCAAGAACUGACAGAUAAAAUGAUACACUGUGAAAUGUGGUAUCAAGUACUUGCGACUUUGUGUAAUUUGUGUUUUAUUUAUUUACGACCUCUGUUGAAAGCUCUUGUUUCAGACAAAUUCCUUAAUUUAUUUUUACAAGAAUGAUAUAUUAGCUGCCCAGCUCUUGUGGUUUUUCUGCUUUCUGUUCCGAUGUAUGUAUUUAUUCCUUUUGGAGUAAUUCACUGUCAACUCUUUGUAUUUUCAUUUGUAAAGGCCCAGCAUAAUUUGUAAGAUUCUUUAUAUAAGCAAAUCUAUGAUUUUAAAUGCAUGUUUCAUGGACUGGAUACAGUUAAGUAAAUCUGAUAAAGUAAUAUAACUACACUCUAUUGAUUGUAAAUAUAAAUUUGUCAUGCAUGGUUUUUACAAGUUGAACAGAUUAUACACUAAACAUGAAUAAUCUAAACACCCUAGAAGGGAAAACCUUAAGACCCCUAAUGUAUUUUUCUCUUUUUCUCACACAUUUGCCCUGCUUCAGCAAUCUUCCUCCAAAAACAUUGCAGCUUUCCUCACAUGUGAACCCGCACUGAAUCCUAAAGCAUCCCAGUCUUUAAAAGUGGGGAACCUUUUUCCUUUGAAGAUCUUCAUUCCUUCCAGAAAGAGUAGUCCCCACAUAUUAGCUGUGGGGACAAAACUUGUAAACAUUCACAUGUUCUUACUUAAAUCUCUUCCCUCCCUUCUCCAUUGUUUCCUCUCACACACCAGCACAUACAGAACUUCCUGUUUCUGUACUCUUCUGUAUUGAGAAGAGUCGCUUCUUCAGUGUACGGCUAAGUACAGUGCAGUGCCUGUGAUUUUGUCCUCUUUAGACAGCUCCCUGUGCUCUUCUAGUGUGUGCCAAAGGAAUUUUUCUCAGUCAAGGGAAUGAAUAGAUAGCAGAGUUGCUUCACAGUUCCAAGAGAAAGAGCUGCUGUAUACAAGGCAGAAAAGGGCAGAUGCAACCCUGGAUAAAGAGACAGAUGGGACUAUCAAGAAUGUGCUCCAUGGCUGGCUUUCUGCCUCAGCUUUAGUGAGCAUUUUUUUUUUCUCUUGGUUUAGUAAGAUGGAGAGGGACCCUGUCAGGACCAAAUGCCAAAAUGCUGACCAUGAAAUGGACAGGCAGAAGUAAUUGCACUGAGGCCAUGGAUAUGGAUUCCUCUGUUUAGCAUCUGGAUGAAGUUGCUGAAAUGGUGUGAAGAUUUGCAGGACAGUGCCUUCAGUAUGCAAAAGACAACUGUAGCUCACCUUCACAGAUCUAAGAGGCUUAUCACAUUACAAAAGAAAGAUGAGAGGCACCGAGAUAGGAGUGGCUUUCUGCUUACUGGCUCCCUAUAUUAUCAUCGUAACUUCUGUUCUCCCUCUAGAAGAUGUUCAUAAAAGUAUGGCUUUUGCCAAAUGGACUUUUCCAACAGGACAAAAGGCACAAGUUUAUGAUUGUAUCAGUUGGAAACAGAACAGGCCGUGCUUCUAGGGCAUGUGAAGAUGUAAACUGAAAGCCGCUUCUAUCGCAUUGCCUCUCGUCUUACUUUUGUAAUGUGAUAAGGCUCAUAGUGAUGCCUUGGAAUUCCUGAAUGGAAGUGCCUCAGAGUGAGUUAACAGUAUUUCUCAAACAUUUUUCCCUUGUGACCCCCUUUGUGGACAUCGUGCCCUCCCCCAACAUAAUAUAGGUAUAAAAAUAUUUUUAGCGUGCAUAUUUUCAUUCGCACAUUCAUGUAUAUUCAUGAAUAUACAGGAAUAUAUCCAUGCAGCAGCAUCUUGUUCCAAGAACUGGGGCAGUGAUGGGAUGGGUUGGGAAAGCAGCAGCGGCGGCUCAGGAUGGGCCCUGCCAGAGGCCAGGAUCCAGCGUGUUUCACUGCUCUGCUCUUUGUCUUCCCUCAGGCAGAGACUGCUGCUCCAAGCAGCCUCCUUGCCUUUCUCUUCCCCCUCCAGGACAGAAAAGGUUGGAGUGGGAGGAGGACUAGAGGGAGUAGGGGUCAGCAAGUCUCAUACCCUCCCUGGGAGUCCCACCCGUUUGGGAACCAUUGAGUUAGUAGCUGCAGGAGUUACCAAAUCACAACAAUCAAGAAACACCCUCCUCCUCUCUAGAUUUAGGACAAAUACUUUCAUGAAAAUUUUUCCUUCGAAGAUGUUCAUACUAGGUAAGACUUUCCCUGAAGGAGUUCAUACAGCUUAGGAGUGUCCCUGGGGACAGUGUGCUGUCACCGGUAGUUCAUUUUCCCAGUUACACCUAGUGCACUUGAUCGUACUCUUUCUUAGCAAUCGCAGACAUGUUUCUGUCAACUAGAUCAGAUCUGUAUGAGCAACAUGUAGAGCACUUGAAGACUGUGGACAUUUUAUUCAGUUCAAAGGUAUUGGCAUAUUGUUAACAAGAAUUAACCAGAAGGAUCUGAUUUAUUAAUUUCAGAACAAAAUUCAGUGUACUAACACUAACCUGUACAGUUCUGGUUAGUAGUUUCCUUGAUUAAGAGAAGGAGUGAAGUAAUAAGUUUUCAGUGGGAGCUCAGGGAGCUUUGUUAAAAGGUGCAUUGCUGUUUGGGGUAUGUCAGGUAUUCACCAGAACCAGUUCCUUAUUCAGUCCUGUUUCUUGCUCUCUGGGACAAUAUAAGUGGUGUCAAGUGAAAAGCAUUAUUACAACAUAGAAGAAUAUUUUUAUUCACCAGUUUAGGAGUAAUAAUUAACACCUAUGAACUCUUGACAAUACAAUUUUUACUUUUUUUAUUUUUCAUUUGAGCCAAAAUAACUUUUUGCGUGCUUUCCUAUGUAGCUGUAUGGUCGAUUCUGUGGACAGAUACAUGGCCAUGAAACUCAACAGAUUUAUUUUUCAGUAAUCUGGAGUAGGUUUAUUUUCCCAGUCCCAUGUACAACCAAAUCAGUCGUUUCUUUUCCUACCCAAGGUGAUGCAUGUGUGGGUUCAUGAAUAGUUUUUAUACUGUUUGCAUGAUGAAGUGAGGCAUCAUCUUCAGUAUCAGCCAUUAUGUUUGCUGUUGCUCAAGCCAUCACAUUAUGCAUAUUUAUAGCAAUUGUUCCUAACCUUUUGAAAACAGUUUGCAAGCAGUCAGCAGGGUGAUAUCAGCAUGAUGGAUACAUCCUUCUCCGCAUUCCUUGCAAAACACAUACACCGAAACAUCACAUCCUUACAGUUAUCAGUCUUUUUAUCUUAUACCGAUGGUAGCUAUCUCAUACUUACUAUAGUUUGAACAAAUUAGUACAUAAAAAUUAUAAAAUAAAUUAAGAAUGUGAUGUUGCAAUAGAAAUUGUAGGUUUUUUGUCUUUUCUUGAAAUCUGCUUUCACCUGACAAAGAUAUCGGUAAAACUGUGACAAGCAAAGAUACUGACUUUUAAAUGUGCAGGCUGUAAAAGGUGGCUAAUGUCCAUUUAAUGAUAUUUAUUAAAAUUUAAUUACAGUAAUGCC